Molecule: messenger RNA, 714 nt
Organism: Hevea brasiliensis (rubber tree)
Lineage: Eukaryota; Viridiplantae; Streptophyta; Magnoliopsida; Malpighiales; Euphorbiaceae
Exons: 1
Coding region: 247-609 (120 amino acids)
Biological process (GO): regulation of systemic acquired resistance
Source: RefSeq, a predicted model, not a curated record
GCACCCAUUGAUGACUCUAUAUAUGUAGUGAAAUAUUAUCACAGCUUUUGCAGUUGGUGAGUCACUGGCUAUAUGGCUAAUUAAGCUUAGGCAAGUGUUUUGUACUUAUAUUACAUGUAAGCAUAUGCAUGGAUUGUGAUUCUUCAUAUAAUAGGCAAUGAGAAAAGACUCGGUCUCUCUACAGUUUACUUGUUCUUGUGUUUUAUAUCUUUAAUUUUCUUUACUCCUGUUUGAGGAAAAGCUUGCAUGGAGAGUGAGGCAACGAGGAAGAGGAAGAUUGAGAAUGUUCAAGAACAAGAGAGAGAGAAAGAAGAGACAGAGUUGGAAGAAGAUGAUGAAGAGAAGAUGGAGAAGUUCUUUGCUUUGAUAAGAAGCUCAAGAGAUCUUAUGAGAAGAGGCAAUAAUGGAUCCAAAGAGAAAGAAAAGAAGAAACCUCAAGCAGCUGCUGCUUGGAAUCCAUCAUUCCAACCAGAAGAUUUUAUACAAGAUAUUGUUAAGGAUAGUAAGGGAGUUGCUGGUCCUUCCAAGACUGCAGAAGAUGAAAAAAAAAAACAGAAGAAAGAAGAGGAAGGAGGAAACAAUGAAUUAGACCUUAAUCUUUCUUUGUAGGGAUGCCUAGAUGGCUUCUUUUCCAAUUUGCAGGUAGAAAAUAAAUGCCCAAAAUAAAUGUUAAUAUUAGUAUUAUUAUUAAUGGAUUGACCAUUUUGCCAGUUA